This is a messenger RNA of Gastrolobium bilobum, 2004 nucleotides long. RefSeq lists its product as uncharacterized. Gene Ontology annotation, molecular function: GTP binding; GTPase activity. The coding region runs from base 37 to 2004 and encodes 655 amino acids. Gene Ontology annotation, cellular component: cytosol; ribonucleoprotein complex. The transcript is spliced from 19 exons. The record is from RefSeq and is a predicted model, not a curated record. NCBI's taxonomy places the organism in Eukaryota, Viridiplantae, Streptophyta, Magnoliopsida, Fabales, Fabaceae.
CAAAACCAUGGUGCAUUAUAGCUGAGACGGUGGUUCAUGGCGGGUCCUUUUCUUCUUCGUUCUCUCUGGUCUUCCGUCAGAAAAUCCUUUUCCUCUUCUUCUUCUUCUUCUACUUCCACUUUCGCUCCCUCUCGCUUCUUCUCACGCGCCUUCGCCGCCGCUCCCGCCGCCGCCGCCUCCUCUGCCUCCGCCGCUGCUCCCGGCGGCUCACUCGACCCCAGCCGCCUCCGCAACGUGGCCGUGAUCGCUCAUGUCGACCACGGCAAGACCACCCUCAUGGAUCGCCUGCUCCGCCAGUGCGGCGCCGACAUCCCACAUGAGCGCGCCAUGGAUUCCAUCACCCUCGAACGCGAGCGCGGCAUCACCAUCGCUUCCAAGGUUACAUCUAUUCCGUGGAAAGAAAAUGAGCUUAACAUGGUUGAUACUCCUGGACAUGCUGAUUUUGGUGGUGAGGUUGAACGUGUUGUUGGUAUGGUUGAGGGAGCGAUUUUGGUUGUUGAUGCUGGUGAAGGUCCACUUGCGCAAACAAAAUUUGUUCUUGCAAAAGCCUUAAAGUAUGGGUUGCGUCCUAUUCUUCUUUUAAACAAAGUAGACAGGCCUUCAGUUACUGAGGAGACAUGUGAUGAAGUUGAGAGUCUGGUGUUUGAUCUAUUUGCCAACCUGGGUGCUACAGAGGAGCAACUAGACUUUCCAGUUCUUUAUGCUUCUGCUAAAGAAGGAUGGGCAUCCACCACCUUUACCAAGGAUCCUCCUGAUGAGGCCAAAAAUAUGUCAGAGUUGCUUGAUGCCAUUGUAACACAUGUCCCACCACCAAAUGCAAACAUUGAUGCACCUUUUCAAAUGCUGGUUUCAAUGAUGGAAAAAGACUUCUAUCUUGGUCGAAUUUUGACUGGGCGCAUAUAUUCUGGGGUUGUUCGUGUUGGUGACAGGGUUCAUGGACUACGCAAUAAAGAUUCUGGUCCUGAAAAGGUUGAAGAUGGAAAGGUGGUGAAACUGAUGAAAAAGAAGGGUACGAACAUGGUUCUUACUGAUUGUGCUGGAGCUGGUGAUAUAAUUUCAGUUGCUGGCUUGGCAAGUCCAUCAAUAGGCCAUACGGUGGCAACGGUGGAGGUUAUGUCUACAUUGCCCACAGUUGAAUUGGAUCCUCCAACAAUUUCCAUGACUUUUGGUGUCAAUGACUCCCCAUUGGCUGGUCGUGAUGGUACUCAUUUGACUGGGGGAAGAAUUGGUGACCGAUUGAUGGCUGAAGCUGAAACCAACCUUGCCAUAAAUGUGCUUCCAGGCUUAUCAGAAUCAUAUGAAGUUCAGGGAAGAGGAGAGCUACAGCUGGGUAUUUUAAUUGAGAACAUGAGACGCGAGGGAUUUGAGUUAUCUGUCUCUCCACCUAAAGUCAUGUAUAAAACUGAAAAUAGUCAGAAACUUGAGCCAAUAGAAGAAGUUACAAUUGAGGUAAAUGAGGAGCAUGUUGGCUUGGUAAUGGAGGCCUUGUCUCACAGGCGAGCUGAGGUUACUGACAUGGGUCCUGUCUCAGGAACGGUUGGACGAACUAGAUUGUGUUUGACUUGUCCAUCAAGGGGACUGGUUGGUUACAGGAGUGUGUUCAGCAGUGACACACGUGGAACUGGAUUCAUGCAUCGUGCUUUCCUGGAGUAUGAAAAAUUUCGAGGCCCUCUCGGCAAUGUUAGGAAAGGAGUACUGGUGUCAAUGGGUUAUGGUACAAUCACAGCUUAUGCAUUGUUGAGCUUAGAACCUCGUGGGACUCUUUUUGUAACUCCUGGAAUGGAGACAUAUGAUGGAAUGAUUGUUGGAGAACAUUCACGGGAUACGGAUCUUGAUGUCAAUCCAGUGAGAGCUAAAGAGCUUACAAAUGUGCGUGCUGCUUCCAAGGAUGAGAACGUGAAGCUAUCUCCGCCUCGCCUUAUGACGCUUGAAGAAGCUAUAGGGUAUGUAGCUUCGGAUGAGCUUAUUGAGACUGGGUUAGAGGAUAUAUGCAAUGCUGCUUGA